Molecule: messenger RNA, 3553 nt
Organism: Ictalurus furcatus (blue catfish)
Lineage: Eukaryota; Metazoa; Chordata; Actinopteri; Siluriformes; Ictaluridae
Exons: 4
Coding region: 21-2612 (863 amino acids)
Source: RefSeq, a predicted model, not a curated record
UGUACUGUAAAGGGCUCUAUAUGCGUAAAGAACUUUGGAAGCAUGCGAGACGCUGCACAUCUAACCCUGAAAGAGACACGCAGAAGACUUCAAGAGCUGUCUUGGGUUUGGCAGCUUUAUCCGAAUGCCCGCAUUUAAAACACAUUUCAGAAGACGUGAAGAAAAUGCUUUGUGAUUUGCAUCAGGAUGAAGUUGCACAGACCAUCCGGAAUGACGAGUACAUCUUGAAACUGGCACAAGAUUUCUUCGACAAGAAGGGCAAUAGCAAAGAAAGACACGCAUUUGUUAGACAGACCGUUAGAUGCAUUGGAAAGUUUUUGCUCCUUUUGCGCAACAAAUUUGCGAUAAGGAACCUAGCAGAGGCUAUAAAACCCUCCAGCUUUUCACUGGUUACUGAAGCAGUCAAAGAAAUUGCUGAAUUUAAUGAGGAAAAAAAAUGCUUCGCAAUACCAAGCCUUGCACGCAGAAUUGGAUUGGCUUUGAGGAAAUACUGCGUCUUAAGUGCACGGAAAGCAUUUGUAAUUGGAGACAAAAUACUAAUCCAGGCAACCGGCACAUUUAUGGAGCUUUUUAAUAAAGCACAAUCUCAGUUCGCUUUAGGCGAACAAAGACACUUAGGCGUACAGUCCAAGUCUUUUUUACUGCCAUUUGUCGACGAUGUGAGAAUAUUUCACUGCUAUCUGGAAAAGGCUGCACAGUGUGCAACGAAGGAACUGAGGGAAACCCCAUCUGCUCAGAGUUAUGCUGACCUUUGCAAAGUGACCCUGGCACAAAUCCUGAUGUUUAAUCGCAGACAUGGAGAAGUCUCGCAGAUGACCAUCAAAAGCUUCCAGGAGAGGGAUCUGGUGCAGGCUCCUGAAAGCUCUGAGGCACUAACAGAACUGGAAAAGGUGUUUUGUGAAGACUACUGCAAAAUCUUGGUUAGACAGAAAAUAGGCGCAUUCGUACCGAUUAUUUUAACUCCAGACAUGGUCAACGCGCUUAUGCUCCUGACUGAAAAGAGAGACCAAUGCAGUGUCUUCAAAAGCAACAUCUAUGUGUUUGGUCAACCCAGAAGUAACAGGUGCUACAGAGGAGAAAAUGCCCUGCGGAUCUGCGCCAAUGAGUGUGGCGCGAUGGAUCCAGAUAGGCUGACAUCCACCAAGUUCAGCAGACACAUUUCUACACUCUGCCAAGUCCUCACCUUGAAGAACCAUGAGCUAAAGAAGCUGGCCAAGUUCAUCGGCCAUGAUAUAAGCCUGCGUAAAGAAUACUACAGGCAAACUGAGGCCAUGCCUCGCUUGGCCAAAAUCUGCAAACUUAUUUUGGCCAUCGAGAAGGGAAGUGCAGCUGAGGUGCUUGGACAGUCUCUAGAUGACAUUGCAUUACCAGUUGUGAUCAGCGAGAGUGACAGUGAAGAUGAAUAUUUCGAGGAAGACGAUGCAUUUCUCCAAGAUCAGGAGGCAAGACGUGAACUUGCAUUACAUCUGUUAUCUAAGAAAAUGGAGACCAUCCCUAAAACCCCUAAGAAAAUUUGUAAUGUACCUGCUCCAAAACACAAGAAACAGGAAAAUGAAUCUACAUCUAAAGAACAGUCAAAUGAAUCUACAGAUAAGGAACAGAAAAAUGAAUCUACAGAUAAGGAACAGGAUACAACUGAAGAGCCUAAAGCAGGAAAACCUGCUCAGCAGCAGGCUGAGCAGCAACUCAAUGUACUCAUGAAAAAAGUACUAUGGACAAGAGAAGAGAAGAUUGCAAUCAUGAGGCAUUUCAAAAAACACAUUUACUAUGGAAGACUGGCUACGAUAAAGGAAUGUCGACGCUGCCAAAUGAUGGAGCAACCUGUACUGAAUGGUAGAACUAUACAGAAAAUCAGAGACUUUGUAAGAAAUGCUGGGAUUUCUUUCAUGAGGAAGAUGACAGCUAAACAUUAUGUGAAGAAGAACGUUGCCUUACCUCCCCAACCAGCAAAUCCAAAUAGCACAGGUGUUCAAUCUCCUCAAUCAGCAAAUACUUCAACAUUUAGUGUACUGUCAUCUCAAACAGCACACCCUACCAGCUCUAGUGUCAUACCGUCUCCAACAACUAACUUCAAACCUGUUAUAGAUUUAUCUCAAACAGCAAAUGGUACUACUACAACACUACCCCCUCAAGCAGCAGUCUUAACAACCUCUAAUGUAGUACAUCCUCAAACCACCAAACUCAUGUACAUUAAAGUACAAGCCCAGCAUUCAGCAAACCACACCAUUCCUAGCUUAACACUUCCAUCUCAAGCAGCAAAUCCAAGCAUAAUACCUGCAGGUAUAGUACUGCCUCAAACAGUAAACCCAAGCAUCUCCAGAGCUGAUAUACUAACGAUACCUCAAGUAGCAGACUUGGCCAACUCCAGCAUCGUAAUACCACAAGUACCAAACCACACAGAUUCUAGUGUACUACCUUCUCAGGCAGUGCCCCUAAUAUGUGCAGGUGUACUAGUGCCUCAAGCAGCAAACCCAGCAAGUUCUACUACAGCACCUCCUCAAAUAGCAGUUCUAAAAUGUACAAGUGUACCAUCCCCCCAAGGUGCAGGUGCAGAUCCAGAUAAAUCAACACCUCCAGCACAAGCAGCAAAUCUGUCUAACUCUAGCACUUGAACUUCUCAAACAGCAACUCUAUCAUACCACCCCUAAAAACGCUUUUAUCUAAUUCUAAUGUACGACAACAUUAAGCAGCAAACUCAAGAAGCUAAAGUAGCUAACUUCAUUAACAGCAUGCAAAGCCACCAAUCCCCACAUGUUCAAGGAUACUUUACCAGACAGCUCAUAUCUGCAAGAACAUUACAUUAACCAAUAAAUCCAAACUUUGAUAGCUAAAAAACAAGAUCACCCCCUCAAAUAGCAUACGCACAACUGUGCAAAUGAUCUAUCCCUUCAAUCCAGCAAAUUCAACCACUUCUAAUGAACUAACUCGGUGAGCAACUUGUCCAAUCAGCUCUAAUGUAUUCCUUCCUCACACACAAAAAAGGAAAAGUUAUCCAACUCUAGCUGUUUACCUUCUCAAACAACAACUUUAAGCACUUCAGUCAAACUACCUCAAACAGCAUAUCUAACCAAUUCUAUUGUUGUACCAGCCAAACCCAAGUAUUUCAGGUUCAACAGCUAGACAUCUAAACCAGCUAUCAACAGCUAAAACAUACCAUCAACAUUUCAAACACCACUCAGCCACUCCCAGAGAACACAGGUUCUAGGCUUGGGCAGCAAGCCUACCAUGUGCAAGUGUACCAACCACUCAAGGGGCAGGUCUAAUUAAGUCCAGCAUACUAACUCCACAAGCAGCAAAAAUAACCAACUUUAUAGUUUUACCUUCUCAAACAGCAACUCGCCACUUCAAUCACACCACUUCCCUCAACAAACUCAGCUAGAUCAAGUGUAUUAAAACCUUUACUUUGAGCAUUGUAUUAGUAAUUCUAUAUAGUGCUUAUUGUUUAUCAAAACUGAUUUGAGGGAAGAUGUUUUUCCCUUUAUGUAUCAUGGGGCUGUUACAAAACUGUAUAAUAAAACUUGCUGUAAAUUUCAAAGUCUUUCCAGUUUGGUCA